Messenger RNA from Numida meleagris (helmeted guineafowl), 7180 nucleotides. RefSeq names its product APC membrane recruitment protein 3 (gene AMER3). Lineage: Eukaryota; Metazoa; Chordata; Aves; Galliformes; Numididae. The record is from RefSeq and is a predicted model, not a curated record. The coding region runs from base 113 to 3061 and encodes 982 amino acids. The transcript has 2 exons. Gene Ontology annotation, biological process: regulation of canonical Wnt signaling pathway. Gene Ontology annotation, cellular component: plasma membrane. Gene Ontology annotation, molecular function: beta-catenin binding; phosphatidylinositol-4,5-bisphosphate binding.
UUCUGAAAAGCAUCACCGGAUCCUCUGGAUAAAGACCAGCCUCAUAGCAGGGCUAGGAGAGAGGAUUUCUGCUCAGGGCUAAGACAUGAAACAGAUGUGAGGAAGCAGCAGUAUGGAGCUCAAGAGAGGAAAGACCUUCAUAAAAUCCAGUGUGCAACAUGAGAAAGUGCCACCAGCACACACCGCUCCUAUAAACAGAGAUGGCAUGGGCAAGGACAAAAGGGCGGCUCUGGAGGGAAACCAAAGUGUAGCCCAAGUCCAGCUGGCAUGUUUGGCCACCCACAAGAACUACAGAUUUUCCAGCAGAGCAGCAAGGGGUGGGGCUGGUGACAACAGCCUGGAAAAGCCAUCUGGGACCUCCUACAAACUCGUGAGGAAGAGUAAAACCCACGACUGUGUUAGUGAGGCUGACAAAAGUGAGCCGAGUGGCCCCAGCAGCAGGGUUUGUGAGGAAGGGUUUUCUGCAAAGGCCAAGGGGCGACUUGUCAAUAGCGUCAGCUUUUCAGGGAUGUCCAGUUCCAGCAGCAAGAAAGAGUGCGUGGUCAACCCCAGCCCGUCCGCCUGCAGCAGCCAGAUGAUUGAUUACAGGAACUUUGUGCCACAGAUGCCUUUUGUACCGGCUGUCGCAAAAACUAUUCCCAGGAAGAGGAUAUCCCUCAAGAGAUCAAAGAAAGGGCUCAGAGAUAUAUUUCAUAUAAAAAAAAGUAAACCAGAAAGCCUCACAUUCCUGGUUGAGAAGGACAAGAAUCUGUCCUCCCCAGGCUGCAAGAGUGAGAUGCCUAGGCGUCUUGCAAAGUCCCUUUUCAAAACUGGAGAAACAUUUGCUGCCGACUGCUUGUCCCAAGACUGCUCGGACAAUGAGCUGCAGUCCGACUCUUCCUAUGACUGCUGCAAUGCUCUGUGUGAAGAUGUCGCAUCUCUGAAGAGCUUUGACUCCCUCACUGGCUGCGGAGAAAUCUUUGCUGAUGAGAGCUCUGCUCACCUGGAGCUGGAAGGCAACAAAGAAGUCCUGGUGAGACGGAGCAAGCACAAGGAGAGCCCUGUCAUGGGCUCCUUCCAGGGUGGCGUGGAGCAGCUGGCCUCCCCUGGCCAGAAUGAGGCCGUUGAAUUUGCAAAGUUUUGGGACAACAUUAACAAAUCAGUGAGGCUGCAUCAGAGCAUGCUGUUUGAUAAGAAGGUACUGAAGAUCCCCGGUUCUGACAAGGGAAAAGCCGGAGGCCAGGCUGCUGCACCUCCCACAGGCCCCCAGAUGCCACCUGAUAAAGAUAGGGACAAUUCCAAAGAGAGCUCCACAGAAACUGGAACACCAAAGAGUGACAACCAGGAAUCCAUAUCCACAAGUGAUGAAGGCUACUAUGAUUCAUUCUCUCCUGGACAGGAUGACGAAGUGAAGGAAGCUCAGACCCCUGGGGUCCCAGGCAGAUUUCCAAGAGACAGCUACAGUGGAGAUGCCCUUUAUGAACUCUUCUAUGACCCAAAUGAAGUAAAAAUAAACCCAGUCGUAGAUGAUGACUUGUGUACAUCUGAAAGCAUUUCAGAACAAGCCAUUGAAAUCCCCUUGUCCAUCUACAGCUUUCAUGUUGGAGCUGAGGAAAACAUGGCUUCCCAGCCAGCUGUAGACAUUAUCAGCCAGGGAUUUUUCCACAGCACGUGGAAAGGCAAAGAAUGCUUGCUAAAGCUCUGUGAUACUGAGCUUUCACUAACCAUGGGGAUAAUAAACUGGCUGCGAAAACAUGCGGGGCUUGUUUCCUCCCCAGGCUCUCUGCAGAGUCCCAGAUCACAGCCAGAAGAGUGUAAUGACUCACUGAUCACUCCCAGUCCCAGUCCAGAGCAGAAAGUUAGCACAGAGGCUCAGCAGGAGAAAAAGAGCCAGGAAGAAUCUAAUACACCUAACCUAGGGGUGUUUUUGGAUGAAGGCAAGGCUGCAACCCAGACCUCUUCAGUAAAUGUUGCUGAAAGAGACUCCUCCGCUCACACAGCUAAUCUGGCCUUCCAAGGAAGGGAAGGGAGCCACUGCCAGGACUCACCUACAGUGCCUGGGGCUGUGGAAACCACCGGAGCAUCAAACAGUGUACCACAGUCAUGGGCUAACGGGGACGACAUGCAGCCAUCUUCAACUGAGGAUGAGAAGGUGACAAUGUCAGAAGGAUGCCAGAUAUCUGGAGGUGAAAACCCCCUGACAGAAAGUUUGAGCAGACACAGUGGCUCACAGAGCUCUGAAAACCCUCUGCUAAAUGACAAUCAUGAUGUAGAGUCUUGUUAUUCCCACAAGACUGCUGCGACCUCACCCCUGGAUCCCCUGGAGAGGGAGGACAGAAGUGAAGCAGUAUACCACUCCCUGUCCAUGUGCAACGAGCUGCUGCAGCCUCUCACUCUCAGACACUUCCAGGGCUACAUCAGCCCCACAGCGCAGGAGAGCAGCGUUGGCAUAGUGCAGCUCUUGGAGCAGUGCAUGACACAAAUGGCAUCAUUAAAAAUCAGCUACGACAGCAAGUACCUGGAAGACAGCUGUGUUGAAAAUGACGUGAACAAUAUUAUCUGUAAGAUGUCUCAGUACAAAAACAAGCUAUUGUUGCAAAAUGAAUGCAACUGCACUGACCAAAAGUCAGAAUACUGCAGUAUUCCCCACACAAAUCAAUACAAUUAUGAAACGGAUUUCCAAGCCAGCAGUCUGUAUCAUUUGAAGCAAAACGGGGAGCAAAUUUGCUCUGAAGAUCAGAAAAGCAGAGCAAAAAUCCUAGAUGAAGUCACUAGAGGCACGAUCAAUUUUGAAUAUGCCCAGCUAAAUAGCAAAGCACUCUCCUAUUUAAAAGACUUCACAUUUGAGCUCAGUGCGGGUGAUCCAGCUUCUGCAGCUCUCAGCAGGCCCACGUUCCUACCUCUCCCCAGCACACCUGCUGCCCCACCAGCCAUGCACAGCCUGCCCCUCACCCCACAGUCCUGGGGGGCUGAGAAGCACAGCCCAGGGCCCUGGGGCUGCAUGGCAGGAGGGGAUGCCCUGUGCACCCACCCAGAGGCAGCAGCCCCAGACAGCACUGUGAUGGGGAGCAGCCACCUGUAGCAUAUCGUGCUGAGAAGGUGAGUGCUCAUGGGAGUCUGACAGGAGCGUGUGGCAGGUUGCGUCUGUCCCCUGCUAGCGGAGAGGCACCUAUGACUGUGUGGUCUGACAUGUGCUUGGGGUUCUCACAGUUUUCCAGUUUCGCUGCUCUUAGCUUUCCCUUCAGUGUGGCAGGUGAGAGUAUUCAGAAUGUAAAUUUCACUGCUCCCAAACGAGGGACCAUGUACAGCAACAUCACCUUCACUGAGCCUCACGAAUUCCAUGCAAAUGCUGAAGCCUUAUCUUCCACCCGGUGCAGAAGGCUUUACACAAGUUGAAGCAGUGAAACCUUUUCUUUCCUCUUCUCCCGGAUCUGUUGUGUUUGAAACAAAAGCAGGGAUGUGGUUGCCUGGCCACAGAGUGCAGUAAGCACCCUGCCUGAGCCCUCACCACCAAGUCACAAAAUGCUCUUCCUACCUAAUGACAGCUUAAAACCUGGGCCCUGCUUCCCCUCAGUGUAAACUGGGCAUCAGACAGCUCCCUCCUGCAGCACUUCCUGUGAGCUGCUGGGGACAGCCAGGCACAGGCUGUGCUAAGUCACAGGGAACUGGGCAUGCUGUCCUGCAGGGCUGCACCUACAGCGCACCCUGGUGCAGGGGGAAAGCCCACAACAGCUGCUGGAGGUGUCCCAGAGGGUACUGCUCCCUGCAAGGCUGCAGGCCUGGUGUCCUUCUGCAGAUGCAGCUGUCUCAGGCCAAACAGCGCUGGAGCUGCAGCAAUGUUGUGCUCAAGAGGGAAAUUCCAGGGGCUGUGCUGCACCUCAAGCUUUGAAAGUCCUUGAGCCACACUUACAUAGCAUGGGGACAUCCAGAUCCUGGUCUCUGAUGUGGGGUAAGACACUCUGCUGUACAGAAGGCAGAACUGUGGUGCAGCCAUGGCGCUAGUUCAGAUCUGUCCAUCACAGGGCUUUGGGCUACAGCAGACACCGCCUAUAAGAUAUGGCUUUAACUCGGCUCCAGGUGGGAAACCCUCUGUCCCCCACUUGCUGAGAGGGUUAUGUCCAAGCAGGAUAAAACACACAUAAGCUCUCUGCCAUGUGCCUUGGCAAAUCUGACAAACCAGCUGCAUGCUGAAAAGGUGCCUUUGGAGGUGUUGGAAGAUGGCAGGAGGCUGCAGCAAGGGCAGGGGCGGCAGUAAGGAACAGCUUGUUACUGCAGAGGGGGACCCAGGGAACACAUCUGGCCCUGGCUGACAGCACUGUGACUGCUCCCUGGCAUCUCCAAAGGCUUCUCAAGCAGCAGAAAACAAGGGCAGUGUUUCUCUCUGCAUGAGCCCAAAGCAGCCUUGCAAUUUCAAACCUAGGGAGACUCAGCUAUGUACUCUGCUACCUACAUCUUCAUGAAGAUGCCCUUCAUCACUCAGAUCCCCCAAGACAAGGGAGGAGGGUUUCAGGGGUCUCUGCAGACCGUCUUCAGUCCCCCUCACAGAGGCAUAAUCCAGUCAUAAGUUCAGCAGUUUGUGGUCACAGCUGGUACAUGUAAGAAACCAGUGCUCGGCACAGAUCUGUCUGCGUAUGGGCCCAAUAGUUGCUGUUUGCUGUAUUAGCACACAGAGUGCUGCAGCGUGGCAACAGCUGGAUGGAACUGCACAGUGAGCAGGCAGAGCGGUGCCAGGGAACCACUGCACUGCAUCAGUACUCAGACCUGCAGUGGCAGGAGUGUCACACAGCUCAUGUGCUGUCACCGGAGUCCAGAGAGAAGAUAAUUUUUUUUCCAGAAGGGGUCUGCUGAUUUAUGACAGAGGUUUCUCUAAUGGUAAAACGAAUAGCAUUUUAAAACUUUUAAAACUUUAAAACUAAAAUGGCAUUUAACACUGUCAAAAGAAAUGGCUGUGGUGACAGAUAGAAACACUGCCAUGUGACCAAAUUUUCCAGCCCAAUGUCUUCUCCCCUGCCUCUACUACCAGAUGGCUUACGGGUCUGCUGGAAAUCUUGUCUAUUUUUGGAAGGUGACUCAGGGUCUUUGCCUUACCCAUGGGGGUGGUGGUGUACAAUGGGCAGCAUGCAAACAUGGUGUCAACUCUGAAUCCAUGGAGAUAGGCAUGCAUCACCAAGAAGCACUCCUACUGUGGACACGACUGUGCAAACUCCAGGAGCUUACCCAUUAAGAGUACUCUGAGGUUCACUGUUUUGCCAAGCCAGAGCCAGCACCCCGCUUUGGCCCUCAGAGCAAAUGCUGCAUAAGCAGCUCCAGCACAGCCCUUGCUCCUCCCAUGGACUCUCAUGGUGGGGAAGGUCAUCUUUCUUGCCAUUUAUUGCAGAUAGAGGAAAGGUUGAUGUCAAAAGCCAUUCAGAUCUCUGGGUAUUGUCACCCAGUCUUCACAUGUUUUUGUACCCACAGGAGCAAACACACCCACCCUCUCUGCUCCAACUAGUGUGCAGGGUUUCCCUUAGCCACACUUGAUCCCCUGGACUGCUCCACCUUGCAUAGCUAACAGUAUGAGAAACACCAGCCUGAGCUCUUCUUCUGUUUCUCUCUUUUUUGACAAAAAUUUGCAAAUGCCUCAUAUUUGAUCUGACCAGGAAUUUGAACUGUGAUGGUAAAUAUCAUCCUUAUACGGGGAUACAGAAGGGUUAAGCAGACAUUGGAAAUUAUCAGUAAAAAGUUCAAUGAAUGGCAGAAAUAUCAUUCUUCAAUGUAGAAAGGCUAGGACUUAGGAAGCAAAUGCAGUUCAUUUCUGAAUAUGGGGAGAAUUCCUGGAUUUGUGGAAUCAUCAGCUGUGGAAUCCAAGCUGCAGAAGUCUGUGCUUUUCAGCUAGUUGCUUUCCAGUAGGAAACUCUUCAGCCUCCACAAGGGAACUUUGUCCCAAAGCAGUGUGUUGGGAUCUCUUUUCCUGACUGCGAAAAUCUCUGCAGAAGAGGCAGACCACCCCAGCGCCCCAGUGACUGGGCACGGGCAGGCAGAGCUCCCAGCAGACCUCAGCCUUUCAGAACACAGAGCCAUUUCUACCACACAAGGUGGUGUGAAAUGUAUCUUCUGUUAGCUGGUAGAAACGGCAGAGCAGCAAAAUGCACGCGUGCUCCCCUCGCUAUGUGCUCUCAUUUCAUUCAGAUGCUGAGCAUUAUGCACUGGUUGAUGCUUUCAGAUGUGUUUCAGUGAUAGCACUAAAUUGAGUGUAUUGGAAUAACCUUACCCUUGGGUCAGAAAAGAAUAGAUAACUUUCCAUCAAAGAGGGAUUGCCGUAAUAUAUAGGGCAGCUGUAGAUGAAAGGAGACAGUGUAUGUGAUUGCUGUUAUCAAGGAACCGUGAUUCAGAAGCUACACUGCAAAGUGACACAGGAAUGUGUAUCCAAUCCUCACCAACAAAAGGGCUACUCACAGCCUAGGCAAUUUCUGUAAUGCUUUUUAAUUGCGCCCAGUUCAAUUUUAUCCCCUUUGUCUAAAAAAAGGCUGCAUUUCUGCUCGACAGAUAUCCUCUAUCUGCAAAGCAUAGGAAAGGUGGAGACUGCAGGAUUUAGGCUCAACAAAAAGACAAUGCAGAACUGUGCCUCAUCUGCAGAUAGGCGAUGGUCUGAUAAAUUACAGUAUUACUUCCCAAAAUGUCCACAGAGAUUUCUCAAUUGGUGAAAACAUGAAUGCAAAAUCCCUCAGAAAUACACAGUAACAAGUCAGAAGCCUGGAGCAGUACAUCUAUAUGUUCCCAUGCAUUCUCCAUGGUAUAGAAGAGUGGUCCUCUCCUCAAUCUCACAUAAUGAAAUGUAAAAACAAUAAAAUGCAGAGACAGCCAGCACACGUGCUGCAUUGGCAGUGCCUCUGGCUCUGAAACAUACACUUUCCUAAUGUGGUCUGCCCAGAUUGUCUUGCACUGAGGCAACUAUUGAAAUCUCCUCUGACAGUCCACCAGCCACACACACACACACACACACACACACACACACACACACACUCCCAUUCAGACAAAUGCAUUGCAAAGUAGAAAUGUACUGCUUGUCACAUACAGUCCCACAUAACCAAAGAGGGAGGCAGAGGGGACAGGUCAUAGCCUCUGCUGACACAUUGGAGUGUUAGCCACCAUGUGCCCAGAUACUUGGGCUAAAUGCUAAAUUGAACAAUUUUCUCUCUCAUUAAACACUGUUGUUGCUGGA